GUCCGGGCGGCUGCCAUUUUUGCGGGGGGUGGCGGUGCGGUGCCUUGAACCACCUUGGGACUUCGCCAUGUUGAGGUCAGAUACCGCCGCUCGGGGCUCCCGGCGGCCGCGGCGCGGGUGGCUGAAGGCCUUGGAAAGCCUCCUGCCGUGGGCCAGCACCGGCUCCUCGCCCGGCUGCUCGUGUGUGCCCCUUGCCUGUCCGCACCCCCGCGGUUGGUCCGGGCGCCAUUUCCCACCGCCGAGCUGCGACCCGGCCGUGACGGCGGUAGGUGCAGGGUAUGCCCGCGGGCACAGCCGCCUGGGAAAUACGCCUCUUGCUCUUAGGAGGGUGUUUAUAAGGAGGGAACGUGUGCUUCAGCUGUGUUUCUCAAAUUCUAAGGACCUAGAAAGCUACAAGAAAAAAAAGUCAGGAGGUGUAUAGAUACAGAAUCAUAGAAUGGUUUGGGUUGGAAGGACCUUCAAAGGUCAUCUAGUCCAAUCCCCUGCAAUGAGCAGGGACAUCUUCAACGAGAUCAGAUUGCUCAGAGCCCCGUCCAGCCUGGCCUGGAAUGUUUCCAGAAGUGGGGCAUCCACCACCUCUCUGGACAAACCUGGGCCAGUGUUUUACCACUCUCAUUGUAAAAAAUUGCUUCGUCACAUCUAGCCUGAAUUUCCCCUCUUUUAAUUUAAAGCCAUUACCCCUUGUCCUGUUGCUACAGGCCCUGCUGAAAAGUCUGUCCCCAUCUUUCUUAUAAGUACUGAAAGGCCACAAUAAGGUCUCCCCAGAACCUUCUCUUCCCCAGGCUGAACAGCCCCAACUCUCUCAGCCUGCCCUCACAGCAGAGCUGUUCCAGCCCUCUGAUCAUCUUGGUGGCCUCCUCUGGCCCCUCUCCAACAGGUCCAUGUCUUUCCUGUGCUGAGGGCUCCAGAGCUGGACACAGGACUCCAGGUGGGGUCUCACCAGAGCAGAGCAGAGGGGCAGAAUCACCUCCCUUGACCUGCUGGCCAUGCUCCUUUUGAUGCAGCCCAGGAUAUGGUGGGCUUUCGUGGAAGGCUGUAUCUCUGCUGAAAAAAACUAAUAAUUUACAUAGCAAAAAGAGUAAACACCAGUAUCUUAGACAGCCAUAAACUCAGCAAAACAAUGUCAUUGUGCUGUAAAGCAGUUGGACCUAGCCAUGGUCUACAACCAGUAGUCUCUUUGCCCCACUUCUAGCAUUUAGACUACAUUAAACAUUUUGGGUCAGCUAGGAAAAACAAACAAAACCCCACAACCUUAUUAUUUCUAUAUUUUCCACUGUUUAUACACAUUGUUUAAGGAAAAGUGCUCAAAAGACAGAGUCUAAUGACAGUCAAUCCCCUACUCCUCUUAAUAGCAAGAAAAACAUCUGAUGCAGACACCAUCGACUUCUUCAGUACAAAGCAGAUUAAAUCUAUGUGACUGAUGUCACAUGUGCUACUGAACAGUCAACAACUGAGCUGGAACUCAGGUCCUGUUCGUCACCUUGCUUCACAAGAUGAUAUGCGAGGGUAAAUAUUUUUGCAGUAGCAGAUUUAAGAUAUACUGAAUUCAAUUCCUUUCCCUAUCAGAAACAGCAUUUUUUUACUUUCUAUAAAUCACAACUCCUUCCAUGCAGCCUGCAUAUCUCCCUUCAAUUAAUACAAAUUUAGUAACUGCGAUACUGACUACUGUUAAAAUUUCAAAUAAUUUAUAAACAAAAAAUGGUAAAAAUGGUACUAGUUUUGCAGCUUGAGACAAACCAAGGAAAAGAGAAAGAGCAUAAAAGGAAUCUUCCGAGUUUCCUGUUUCUCUGCUGUUGUCUCAGAUUGAAAUUGUUCCGUGCUUGAAAAAGAAAUUAAAUCGAAACUCACUUGUACUGCUAUAACAAGCUUUUAUUUACAGGAAACAUUACAAAGGCUUUUCCAAUUUAGAUGUUAAUCUCUUUGUAUAGCCAAAGAAAUAGACCAUUUUGCAUUUACUCUUGUACAAAUAAUGAACUUUAGCCUCCAGUAUCCAUCCUAGUCAAGGAAGAAUAGCAUCAGAAGCAUCCAGUAAAAAUAGCUACUUCUACAUCUUUACUCUUUCUGCUACUGAAUUUUAGAAUUACCUACCCCUAAACCUAUCCAUGUUAUCUUUUUACCCUUCAGUUGUGAAACUUUUCAGAUGUGGAUCACAGUUCACUUUAUUCAUUUCCUUGCUUUGGACUCCAGUGUUUCAUGCUCAAGGCAAUCAAGAAGACUGUAGCACCUGGCUUUUAGUAUUAAGGCCAAAAUUAAAAGAGGUGGGGUUUAUGUCUGCAGAUGGUUUUGCAUGGCAAGUAUGAGAAAUCAUUCAAAACAUGCUAGGCAGCAUUUCAGGAUACAGCGGUCAGAUUGUUUUGAGACUAUGCAACAUCUUAAAUGUUUUAAGGGUGGAACAGAGUUCUAGUCCGCAGCUCCAGAAUCCCUGGGUAAAAAGGAUCUACUACAGCAGUGAAGAAGUACGGUCUUUAUAAAACUCUGACUAAAAACUGGGAUCCUGGAUGCUUACUGCCUAUCUGCUCUAUCCAAUGCAGGUUUCUCUUUCUUCGUGAUAUGCUACGUUACUCCCACGGAAAUCAGUAAAACUAGAUUUCAAAGAGGAGCUGGACCUGAUUUUUGACAUAUAACAAACCCAAACUUAUGGUUGUAAGCAUGGCAUUUAAAAGAUAAAUUAAAUCUAUAGUGCCUAUUCCAGGAGGAGCAGUGCUGCACUUUUUCUUAGAGGAGCAGGAAAUGGUGGGGGAUGAAAGUUUAGGCUUUAUGGAGAAAAUAAUAACUAGUGCAACUUUGUACAUUUUGUAAUAUUUUCAAUAAAAGUAUACUUCAAAUGUACUUUUUUUAACACCACAAAAUUAAUAAUUACAUUUUGUCUUCUCUUCCUCAUACUUUUUAAUCGCUCCCUCUUACAUUACCAGCCUAAUACAGCCACCCAGAGGAAAAUCCCUUAGAACUCAUUGGUUUGAUUCCUUGGCUCCCUGUGAAUAGCACUGUGAGAUUUUAAAGUUUCUACCUCAUAUGUGUUAAAUAUAUACACUAUCGAGGAUUUUUUUUUUCACUCUGAAGCCAUUUGAUUCAGCAAGUUUAUUCCUAUAGAUAUCAGUCUAUUUAGUUAAUCUUUUGGUUAAUCUUUUCUGGAAAAUACUGAGUGAAAAGACACUAUUGUAAUUGUAUGAAAGAGAACAGGGGACACAGUUACUGUGCCAAUCUUCAGUCAUUCAUCAUAAUUAAACUGCAUAGAAGAAAAAUAGAUAAACCAUGUAUAUGCCUAGUUACACAAAUAUAUGUAGUAGAAUCUAGUAGAACAAAACUGCUUCAGUGAUCCACUUGAAUUCUGGCAGGGCCUCGGUCACUCCCAGGAUUAGGAACUUAUCUGGUGCUUCAUUUUUGUGGUAAUUGGACCUGCCAACUCAGUUUUGUGAAAUGAUGAUACCUUACAAAAAGUAAACUCACAGUCACUGCUGGCUGCGUGGGUAUCCAGUCACAUAGUUUGGCUCCCUCUCAAAAGUAUUUGUAUACAACCAAACCAGGGGAACCCAACGACAGGGCACUUAAUAGCUGCCCCUUCUAUGGUUACCAACACAUAAAGUCCACUGAAGGGAAACAGCGUAUCUCCUUCCUCCAGUGAAGUAACUUCAUUGGCUUUUCAUCCAAGCAUCCAGCCAAAAAUUCUGGUUACUUUAGAAAAGAAAUUGCUCGUGCUUUGGCUACUCUACAAGAAAAAUGUUUUUGGAUAUUAUCUAAAUCACAUACUUUCAUAUACAAUGAAAAAUAACUUGUACUUUUCUUGUAGCACUGUGCCCUUUCCAGCCAGUGCCACAACCCAAAAUCUCCCUGCAGCCGUUGCUGACCCAUGUUACCGCCUCACCCUGCGCCUUCUCUGACCAUCUGUUUGCACCCACUACCCGUUCCCACAGCUCCAGUUUUUGACUGUCAAUCUGCCAUUUUUUCAUAGGCCUGUGCCUAUUUCGGAUCUGGAGUCUCUGCUAAAUAAGCAGCAGCUUAUGUUUGUAGAUAACAUCACAAAGAAGAAAAAAGGGCAAUAAUUACAGUGCCUGGUAGUACUCCUUGUCAAGGCAUUGUUUAAAGACACGAACGGUACCGGUGAGCCAGGCACCCAGCUCUCUCUCCAGUGGACACCGUGAGCUGCUUCUGUGCCAGGGCCGGGGCCCUGGGAGCAGCUGCCUGUUCGCUCUCCAGGGGGCGGAAGGAAAACGCUUAGCCCCCGUGCUGGGGCUGUGUCCGCUCCUCCGGGGCAGCGAGGCCUGCAGCUCCACCCGCCCUCAGGGAAGGCCGGCCAGGCCCGCCAGCCAUGCGGCGUGGGACAAAAAUAAAGCAAAGGAGAAAGAAAGGUCCAGGGGGCGGUGAAAGGGCCGGGAGCACCGCGCCAGCUCGCUCACGCACGCCCUCAGGGGCGGGAGCAGCGGCCCCCCGCGUUCACCCGCCGCCACCUCUGCCCUGCUGACCUCCCUGCUCCGCCCCGGGAAAAAACAUGUCGGGCCCCGCCGCCCCUCCCGGCGCCCGGGAACUACGGCUCCCAGCAGGCCCCGCGGCGGCAUGCAGGCCUCCGCCGGCUUCCCGGGAGGCAGCGCCGGGACUCCGGACUGCAGCUCCCGGCGUGCCAGCGCCGCCCCGCCUCCCGUCUUCCCAUCUCCGCGCUGUCUCCCUCCGUUCUCUGCUUCAGGGAAGUACUUGUCCUAUCUGCUGAAGUACACUGGACUGUUUUUUUUUCUCAUCACUGAAAAUACAUUAUACACUUAAGCAUAUAAAGAACGUAUACUGGCACUUGGGCAGAACAAUACGUGAAACCAGCCACAUUGUUUAUUUUGGAGAAAGAAAACUUCACCUGUGUUUAACAAGACUCUUCUUGGGAGGCAGAAACAGGAGGGAAAAACAUUGCUUUAAGGAAAUCUGAAGAUGAGCGCCCACACACAAACUGCAGAGAAAGGACAGAACACAACACUCCUGUGCCAGGAAAGCUAUGUUUGCAGUGGGACAGAUGAAGCAAUCUAUGAGUGCGACGAGUGCAGGAGCCUACAGUGCCAGCGUUGUGAAGAAGAGCUGCAUCAGCCAGAAAGGUUACGGAACCACGAACGGACCCGUAUAAGACCCGGCCAUGUCCCAUACUGUGACUCCUGCAGAGGUGCCAAUGGGAACAUAAUGCACGCCAGUAUGACGGGGUCGAGGCAGAUAGCAGCAGUGAGGUGCCAGGUGUGCAAAAUCAACCUCUGUGUGGAGUGUCAGAAGAGAACACAUGCAGGGGGGAACAAAAGGAAGCACCCUGUCACUGUGUACCAUCCUGGCAAAGCCCAGGAGCAUGAAGAGGAGGAGGGGAUGGAUGAGGAGACCAAGAGAAGGAAGAUGACAGAGAAAGUUGUGAGUUUCCUUUUGGUGGAUGAAACUGAGGAAAUUCAGGUAAGAAAUGAAGAAGACUUUAUUAAGAAACUGGACUGCAGUCCUGACCAGCAUCUAAAGGUAGUGUCCAUCUUUGGGAACACAGGGGAUGGCAAGUCUCACACCCUUAACCACACUUUCUUCUACGGCCGGGAAGUCUUCAAGACAUCUCCAGCCCAAGAGUCUUGCACAGUUGGAGUCUGGGCAGCCUAUGACCCUGUCCGCAAAGUCGUGGUAAUUGAUACAGAGGGGCUCCUGGGGGCCACUGUGAACCUGAGCCAGAGAACACGGCUGCUGCUGAAGGUCCUGGCCAUCUCUGACCUUGUCAUCUACCGUACUCGUGCUGACAGGCUCCACAAUGAUCUCUUCAAAUUCCUUGGUGAUGCCUCGGAGGCUUAUUUAAAACAUUUCACCAAGGAGCUAAAAGCUACCACAGCCCGCUGUGGCCUAGAUGUUCCUCUGUCAACUUUGGGUCCAGGUGUCAUCAUCUUUCACGAGACUGUGUACACCAAGCUACUGGGCUCUGAUCAUCCUUCUGAGGUUCCUGAGAAGCUCAUUCAGGAUCGGUUUCGGAAGCUAAGCUGUUUUCCUGAGGCUUUCAGCUCAAUCCACUACAAGGGAACAAGGACGUACAAUCCUCCAACAGAUUUCUCUGGACUUAGGCGAGCUGUGGAGCAGCAACUGGAGAACAAUACCACUCGGUCACCUAGACAGCCUGGGGUUAUCUACAAAGCACUAAAAGCUCUGAGUGACCGCUUCAGUGGGGAGAUCCCCGAUGACCAGAUGGCUCACAGCUCUUUCUUUCCAGAUGAAUAUUUCACAUGCUCCUCUGUGUGCCUCAGCUGUGGGUGUGGCUGUAAGAAGAGCAUGAACCAUGCAAAGGAAGGCAUCCCCCAUGAAUCCAAAAGUCGAUGCAGAUAUUCUCACCAGUAUGAUAACAGAGUCUAUACUUGCAAGGCCUGUUACGAACGAGGGAUGGAGGUCAGUGUGGUGCCAAAAACCUCUGCUUCCACUGACUCCCCUUGGCUGGGCCUUGCCAAGUACGCCUGGUCAGGAUACGUGAUUGAGUGCCCCAACUGUGGGGUAGUGUACCGCAGCCGACAGUACUGGUUUGGCAACCAAGAUCCUGUCAACACUGUAGUGAGGACAGAAAUUGAGCAUGUCUGGCCAGGGACUGAUGGAUUUCUGAAAGAUAACAAUAAUGCAGCCCAGCGUUUGUUGGAUGGCAUGAAUUUCAUGGCACAAUCAGUAUCUGAACUUAGCCUGGGACCCACAAAAGCUGUGACCUCCUGGCUGACGGACCAGAUUGCUCCAGCUUACUGGAGACCCAACUCUCAGAUCCUGAGUUGUAAUAAAUGUAACACACCUUUUAAAGAUAACGACACUAAACAUCACUGCCGGGCCUGUGGAGAGGGCUUUUGUGAUGGCUGUUCUUCCAAGACCCGUCCAGUGCCUGAGCGAGGCUGGGGACCAGCACCAGUGCGUGUGUGUGACAACUGCUAUGAAAACAGAGGCAUCCAGUUAGAUGUGGCUGAGCUGCCUUCAGAUGAGGAAGGGGGGACACUUAUUGCCAGAAAGGUGGGGGAAGCUGUGCAGAACACUCUUGGAGCAGUGGUGACAGCCAUGGACAUUCCCUUAGGUCUGGUCAAAGAUGCUGCCCGACCUGCAUACUGGGUACCAGACCACGAAAUCCUGCACUGCCACAACUGCCGGAAGGAAUUCAGUAUCAAACUUUCCAAACACCACUGUCGGGCCUGUGGCCAGGGAUUCUGUGAUGAAUGCUCACACGACCGCAGAGCGGUUCCCUCUCGUGGAUGGGAUCACCCAGUCCGAGUUUGCUUUAACUGCAAUAAAAAGCCUGGUGACCUUUAACCCCAGGCUUUUCUCCAGAUCUUUGCAAUUCCUUAUGUUCUCAGGGUUACAAAUGAAAAUAUCUGGUCUCCCUUUCACCUCUUAACCUGUUGCAGCCAGAGUGCAUGUUUCCAGUUUCUGGCCUCCUCUCGUGUUAUAUCCAUCUUGGAACACUGGGAAUGAGCUUAUGUUCAGCCUCUAGGUUUUAAUUUCAAAUUAAGUGGGGAAGGGAGAGAGCUCCCUUGUAAAUCAGCAAACCAAAAUCCAGUGUAUUUUAUUCAAAUUUAAAAUAUAUAUAUAUCUAUAUAUAUCUAUGUAUAAUUUAGUAUAUUAAGAAUGCAGUUGGCUAAUGAAGCUUUGAGUAUUCCUAGUUCAAAUGAUGGAUGGUGUUGUUCCUAACUAUACUGGAUCAGACUUUUGGCCUUCUGAUUCUUCUUGUGGAACGUCUUGCUGAUCAUGAUGUCCUGUGAGGAAGGUUUGGACUCUGUGCUGCCAGGAAAUCUCCAAUGUUGAUGUAUGAGUUUCGCCUGGUAAUUCAACCAACCGUACAUCUGGAGGUGCUGUACUUCUGGUGAUGGAAGAUUAAACCCAGAUUCAUUGGCAAGUUUCUUUGAACUGUGGUAUGAGCAGUGUGGUCUUGCAGUGCAAGAGGUAUCAAGUUGAAAUAGAUGCCCUGGUAGAGACCAGCGGAGCUCUGAAAGGUGAAGCAAAUCACAUGGCACAAGGCAAAGCAUUCUGAUUUUGCCGUUUCAACUUCAGUACCAGAUCAAAAGGUAGCAGGGUCUUGCUCUCCCUGACAAUGUUCUCAUGUACUCAGGUUUUCUUCAAGUUUCUCUGCCAGCUUGUUGCAGUUAAAAGUUUUGUCCAGAGCAGAACAGGAGAACAAGUUAUGUAGACAAUUCUGAAAUAUGAAGUUUGAGCUGUUUGGGUUGUGAUGACUUUUCUUUUCCCCCAAUUUUUAAGUGAUCCCGGAGUCUAUGGAGCCUGUGUGUUCUCAGACGUGGUUGCAUAGAAACUGCACAGAUUGGACUUACCUUUUCCUAAUAAUAUGAACUUAAAAAUCCACCUGGAAAAUGGGAACCUUUCUUCUUUGCUCCUAGCAACUGGCACUCACUGGACUUCAUCCUUUUAUUAAAGGACUGCAAUGAAUUCACUGAUUUUAUUAUCAAACCCACGACUUAACCUAACUAAUACUGUGUUGUACUGUGGAUUCGUGGUUCCAGUUAUGAGAAGUAAGAGACCAUUGUGGAUUGAACUGCCUAAAAUUCUCCCUUCUUGACUUACAUAGACAAGAAUUCUUCCACCACAUGAGAGCUGUCUCCUCUUGGAGUGGCUGCAGUUUGAUGCAAUGUCCCAGAACUGUGAUUUUUUUUUUUUUCCCCAGCUUAUUAAAUGUGCUCUUGUGUAGAUGAGUGCCCAACACCCUGGUUAGGACUGUAUUAUUAAAUUAACUGAUAUAAAAGACUUUAUCUUCUGAACAAGCGUACUGACUUUUUCCUUGUAACAAGUGGUCCCCAGUUUGUCUCUGAAAGAACAGACUCACAAAGCGACUGCCCCUUCACAACUACAUCCAACCUACACGUGGGAGUAGACUUGGAAGACGUUCCAAGACACUUUUGGUACUGGCUGAGUUUACUGGGGACUGCCUAAAUGUUUUUGUAAGCAAAGUCUGCCAUAAACGGACAGUUGCCCAAGGGAGGGCAUGAGUAGGUAGAAGUCCUCUCUUCAAAGACAUUCUGCACAUCCAGCAUAAUUCUGUGCUUCAAAGUAUUUUUAUUUUUUUAAUGGAUGAGCAAUGUGUUCUUGGUUUGUAGGCUGUGCCCUGUGUGCCCUUUAUGCAUGUGGCUUCACUACCAUGUUAAUGCACAAAGAGAAAGCAGCCAUGACAUUCCUUGUAUAAAAUCUUUGGCAUCUGUUUCAACAACUUGUCUGAUUUUUUAUUUUUUUUUUUGCUUUGUCACAGCCAGAAUUGCUACUUGGUAAAAGAGAAUAUAUUGUCUAAACAUUUUGAAUACAUAUGUGAUCUUAGUAACUUA
Columba livia (rock pigeon) is the source of this 9275-nucleotide messenger RNA. It is a transcript of the gene ZFYVE1, whose product is annotated as zinc finger FYVE-type containing 1. Lineage: Eukaryota; Metazoa; Chordata; Aves; Columbiformes; Columbidae. The coding region runs from base 4912 to 7260 and encodes 782 amino acids. Gene Ontology annotation, cellular component: lipid droplet. The transcript has 13 exons. Gene Ontology annotation, biological process: lipid droplet formation. The record is from RefSeq and is a predicted model, not a curated record. Gene Ontology annotation, molecular function: 1-phosphatidylinositol binding; metal ion binding; phosphatidylinositol-3,4-bisphosphate binding.